UGAAUCCCAGAGCCCUGAAUCCCAUGGGGAUGCCCCGCUGAUGGCAUGGGGGGGCUCUGCCUGCUCUUGGUGGCUCUCUCUGCCGUGGCACCUGCACGAGGGAUGAACCAGAAGGCGGGAACAACACGGAUGCAGGAUGACAACCCAAAUUUCAUCCCCACAGAAACGACGGAACCUCCCAGCACUCCGGCAGGGAACACCUCAGUGACACCGGCUCCCAGAGCGCUGCGGCUGGCGGGCGGCCGGAGCCGCUGCGAGGGCCGCGUGGAGCUGGAGCAGGAGGGGACGUGGGGCACGGUGUGUGACGAUGGCUGGGACAUUGCCGACGCCGACGUCGUGUGCCACCAGCUGCGGUGCGGCCGCGCCGUGAGAGCCCCUGGCAACGCCACCUUUGGCCGCGGGCACGGCCCCAUCCUCCGGGAUGAUGUGGGAUGCCAGGGACACGAGCGGCACCUCUGGGAAUGUCCGGCCACCACGACGGAGCACGACUGCAGCCACAAGGAGGACGCCGGCGUGGUUUGCUCAGGUGAGUUUGGAACAUUCCAGAGCUGGGGGUGCCAAUGGUGCAUCCUCCGCCGCGCUCUUCCCGCAGAGCACCAGGAGUGGCGGCUCUCCGGAGGCCGGGAUGCGUGUGCCGGCAGGGUGGAGGUGUUUUUCCGAGGCACCUGGAGCACGGUGUGUAACAGCACGUGGUACGACACAGAGGCCGCGGUGCUGUGCCGGUCGCUGGGAUGCGGGGAUGUGCUCCAGCGUCCGGCCUUCCCACACACGCUGCCCGGGAAGAUGACGUACAUGUGCGGGAGCCUGCAGCCCUCGCUGGCACAGUGCCACUGGACCUUCAACAAAUCCGCGCCCUGUUACCAAUCCGGGGCUGCCGGGGUCAUCUGCAAUGGCUCUCAGGGUUUGGAGAUGCCAACGCCCACAGUGGCUGAGGUGACGCCCAGGAAUGUCACUGUCCUGCAGGCCGAGGAGGGGACCCCGACCCUGGGGACACCACUGGUGGACAGUCUCCUCUUUAUCCUGUGCCUGGUGCUGGGAGCACUGCUCCUGCUCUCCGUGCUGGCCUUUUCCGCUGCCCUGCUGAGGCUGAGGAAGAGGAGUGCCAUGUCCUCCUUGGGAACUCCCAUGCCAGUCCUGGUGACCCACAGCUCCCAGAGCCCCAACGCACCCUCCGGGAUCUCCAACGACUACAGGCAGGCUCCCACCAGCCUUCCCAAAGGAUCAGACUGUCUGGUCAAAGGCAUUUCCAAGGAUUCUGAUUCCGACUCGGAAUAUUAUGAGUUCAGCAGCAAGCCUCCCAUCGCCCUGUCCACCUUCUACAACUCCCUGCGCCGGCAUCCCAGGGAGGGUCCUGUCCCUCCGAGACCCAGCCAGGACAGGAUGGAGCCGUUCCCUGUGGAUGAGCCGGCCAGGCCGGGCCCCCCACUCCGCAGCUCCUCCAGCUCAUCCUCAUCCAUGGAGCCCUAUUGGAAUGGCAGCAUUCCCCCCCCUGUCCACGGCUACAGCACAGCGCCCCCAGCUCCCCCGGCAGCGCCCUCCCAGCCCUGGGCACCUGUGGCUCCGGCAGAUCCCGAUCCCGACGGCAGCUCCAGCACCUCCUCGGGGGAGUGGUACGAGAACGUGCAGGAGAGGGAGCCCCCCGGAGACCCCUCCUCACAUCCAGGCUGGUCAGAUCUGUCCUAUCCCUCGGGGGAACACGGGGAGGAUCCCGACUUUUCCGAGGGCAGCGACUACGAUGACAUCCAGGACUCUGCCUACUGAGCCUGCCCCACCUCUCCAGAGGCUGAAUCUCCUGGAAUUCUCCAGCCAUCUCCUCUGUG
Molecule: messenger RNA, 1820 nt
Organism: Zonotrichia leucophrys gambelii
Lineage: Eukaryota; Metazoa; Chordata; Aves; Passeriformes; Passerellidae
Gene: CD6
Product: CD6 molecule
Biological process (GO): zymogen activation
Cellular component (GO): plasma membrane
Molecular function (GO): serine-type endopeptidase activity
Source: RefSeq, a predicted model, not a curated record